AUGUCAGGUGAGCAGAAAAGGUUGGAAAUGGUCAUUGUCGAAACGGCAGCGCCUGGCACGUUCUUGGAGGACCCCGGGCGCUGAAGAGGAAGGGAACAGGCGCAGGGGGGUCUGGAAAGGCAGCAUGCGCCCGCCAGCCGCAACCUCGGCGCCCAGGGUCUGAAGCUGCAGCCCCAGUUCGCCAUUGUGAGCUGCCGCCGGGGGAGUCCGCUAGCGCAGCCAUCCCCCGGGGUCCGGGUCCACGCAGUGAUGGGGCACUUGCCCACGAGGACUCGCGGUGGCCACCGCCUCCUGCCUCUGCUCUGGCUCUUUGUGCUGCUCAAGAAUGCUGCACCUUUUCAUGUAACUGUCCAAGAUGAUAACAACAUCGUCGUCUCCUUAGAAGCUUCGGAUGUCAUCAGUCCAGCAUCUGUGUAUGUUGUGAAGAUAACUGGUGAAUCCAAAAAUUAUUUCUUCGAAUUUGAGGAAUUCAACAGCACUUUGCCUCCUCCUGUUAUCUUUAAGGCCAAUUAUCAUGGCCUUUAUUACAUAAUCACUCUGGUAGUGGUCAAUGGAAAUGUGGUGACCAAGCCAUCCAGAUCAAUCACUGUGCUAACAAAACCUCUACCUGUAACCAGUGUUUCCAUAUAUGACUACAAACCUUCUCCUGAAACAGGAGUCCUGUUUGAAAUUCAUUAUCCAGAAAAAUACAAUGUUUUCACCAGAGUAAACAUAAGCUACUGGGAAGGUAAAGACUUCCGGACAAUGCUGUAUAAAGAUUUUUUUAAGGGAAAAACAGUAUUUAAUCACUGGCUUCCAGGGAUAUGUUAUAGCAAUAUCACCUUUCAGCUGGUAUCUGAGGCAACUUUUAAUAAAAGUACCCUGGUGGAGUAUAGUGGUGUCAGCCAUGAACCCAAACAGCAUAGGACUGCACCUUAUCCACCUCAGAAUAUUUCUGUUCGUAUUGUGAACUUGAACAAGAACAACUGGGAAGAACAGAGUGGCAGUUUCCCGGAGGAAUCAUUCCUGAGAUCACAGGAUACAAUAGGAAAAGACAAACUCGUCCAUUUUACAGAAGAAACUUCUGAAAUUCCUUCUGGCAACAUUUCCUCUGGUUGGCCUGAUUUUAACAGCAGUGAUGAUGAAACUACAUCUCAGCCUUACUGGUGGGACAGUGCAUCUGCAACUCCUGAAAGUGAAGACGAAUUUGUCAGUGUGGCUCCCACGGAAUGUAUCCAUUCAGACAUCUUCUCUUUCUUUGCAUGUGACUUAGAGAACUUCACGGAACAUUUGACAGUGGGUGAAGAAGCACAUGAAUUUGUUGCAGAACUGAAGGCGCCUGGGAAAUACAAGUUAUCGGUGACAACCUUUAGUUCUUCAGGAUCUUGUGAAACUCGAAAAAGUCAGUCAGCAAAAUCACUCAGCUUUUAUAUCAGUCCCUCAGGAGAGUGGAUUGAAGAGUUGACUGAGAAGCCCCAGCACGUGAGCGUCCAUGUUUUAAGCUCCACCACUGCCUUGAUGUCCUGGACGUCUUCCCAAGAGAACUACAACAGCACCAUUGUGUCUGUGGUGUCACUGACCUGCCAGAAACAAAAGGAGAGCCAGAGGCUUGAAAAGCAGUACUGCACUCAGGUGAACUCAAGCAAACCUAUUAUUGAAAAUCUGGUUCCUGGUGCCCAGUACCAGGUUGUGAUGUACCUAAGGAAAGGCCCUUUGAUUGGACCACCUUCAGAUCCUGUGACAUUUGCCAUCGUUCCCACUGGAAUAAAGGAUUUAAUGCUCUAUCCCUUGGGUCCUACAGCAGUGGUUCUGAGCUGGACCAGACCUUACUUAGGAGUGUUCAGAAAAUAUGUGGUUGAAAUGUUUUAUUUCAACCCCACGACAAUGACAUCAGAGUGGACAACCUACUAUGAAAUCGCAGCUACCGUCUCCCUAACUGCAUCCGUGAGAAUAGGUAAUCUGUUGCCAGCGUGGUACUACAACUUUCGGGUUACCAUGGUGACAUGGGGGGAUCCAGAAUUAAGCUGUUGUGACAGCUCCACCAUCAGCUUCAUAACAGCCCCCGUGGCUCCAGAAAUCACUUCUGUAGAAUAUUUCAACAGUCUGCUAUACAUCAGUUGGACAUAUGGGGAUGACACAACUGACCUCUCCCAUUCUAGAAUGCUACACUGGAUGGUUGUCGCAGAAGGAAAGAAGAAAAUUAAAAAGAGUGUAACGCGCAAUGUCAUGACAGCAAUUCUCAGCUUGCCUCCAGGAGACAUCUACAAUCUCUCAGUAACUGCCUGUACUGAAAGAGGAAGUAAUACCUCCAUGCUCCGCCUUGUCAAGCUAGGUAAGAAGAAUGCACAGGAACCGGUUGCUGUUUCUUCACACGUUGUGACCAUCUCUAGUCUCCUUCCCGCCACUGCCUACAACUGCAGUGUCACCAGCUUUAGCCAUGACAGCCCUAGCGUCCCCACAUUCAUAGCUGUCUCAACAAUGGUUACAGAGAUGAAUCCCAAUGUGGUGGUGAUCUCAGUGUUGGCCAUCCUCAGCACACUUUUAAUUGGACUGCUGCUUGUGACUCUCAUUAUUCUUAGGAAAAAGCAUCUGCAGAUGGCUAGGGAAUGUGGAGCUGGCACCUUUGUCAAUUUUGCAUCCUUGGAGAGGGAUGGAAAGCUUCCGUAUAACUGGCGUAGGAGUAUCUUUGCUUUCUUAACCCUGCUACCCUCAUGUCUUUGGACUGAUUAUCUUUUGGCAUUUUAUAUUAAUCCUUGGAGUAAAAAUGGUUUAAAGAAGAGGAAACUGACUAAAAGGCUAAGGAAGGCCCUCUCCAUCUUUGUCCAGAAACACGGCUGCAAAGAUAAUAAAGCAAAAGCUAGAUCAUUUGCCAUGCAGUUCGCAAAAGAUGAUCUUUCAUUUCUGGUAGUAGCUUCAGCACCACUGUUUCUGGAGUUGAAAUUGAUUGGACUGGACAUUCCACACUUUGCUGCAGAUCUGCCACUGAAUCGAUGUAAAAACCGUUACACAAACAUCCUACCAUAUGACUUUAGCCGGGUGAGAUUAGUCUCCAUGAAUGAAGAGGAAGGGGCCGACUACAUCAAUGCCAACUACAUUCCUGGAUACAACUCACCUCAGGAGUAUAUCGCCACCCAGGGGCCGCUGCCUGAAACCAGGAAUGACUUCUGGAAGAUGGUCCUACAACAAAAAUCUCAGAUUAUUGUCAUGCUCACUCAGUGUAACGAGAAAAGGCGGGUAACUUGUGAUCAUCAAUGGAGACCUGGUCCAUCCAGUCUGUGGGCUGGGAGAUUAAUGCUUAACAUUGUUUUUGUCUUUUAUUCCCUAAAGGCUGAUGAAACGCAGGACGUGAUGCAUUUUAACUACACGGCCUGGCCUGAUCACGGUGUGCCCACGGCGAACGCUGCAGAGAGCAUCCUGCAGUUCGUGCACAUGGUCCGACAGCAAGCUACCAAGAGCAAGGGCCCCAUGGUCAUCCACUGCAGUGCUGGCGUGGGACGGACGGGGACAUUCAUUGCCCUGGACAGACUCCUGCAGCACAUCCGGGAUCAUGAGUUUGUUGACAUCUUAGGGCUGGUGUCAGAAAUGCGGUCCUACCGGAUGUCUAUGGUACAGACAGAGGAGCAGUACAUUUUUAUCCAUCAGUGUGUGCAGCUGAUGUGGAUGAAGAAGAAGCAGCAGUUCUGCAUCAGUGAUGUCAUCUAUGAGAAUGUCACCAAGUCCUAG
Molecule: messenger RNA, 3702 nt
Organism: Otolemur garnettii (small-eared galago)
Lineage: Eukaryota; Metazoa; Chordata; Mammalia; Primates; Galagidae
Gene: PTPRO
Product: protein tyrosine phosphatase, receptor type O
Biological process (GO): peptidyl-tyrosine dephosphorylation involved in inactivation of protein kinase activity; negative regulation of canonical Wnt signaling pathway; podocyte differentiation
Cellular component (GO): glutamatergic synapse; GABA-ergic synapse; plasma membrane
Molecular function (GO): cadherin binding; Wnt-protein binding; protein tyrosine phosphatase activity
Source: RefSeq, a predicted model, not a curated record